AUGAUUGAGUUGAAGAAGUGCUUCAAGAUAGAGUUUUUAGGCUUUUUGCUAUUAUUGAAUAUGUUUCUCCUUUGCAUGGCUAGGAGUAACAUCCCUUCUAUAGACUGGGUUCUUAAAGAAACAUCGUAUACGCGGCUGUGUAGCACAAAGAACAUCUUGACAGUAAAUGGCCUAUUUCCGGGGCCAGCUCUGCAUGUCCACAAAGGUGAUAGAUUGACAGUUAAUGUUCAAAAUCAAGGGAACUACAACGUCACCAUUCACUGGCAUGGAGUGAAACAACCUAGAAACCCAUGGUCUGAUGGUCCGGUGUAUGUGACACAGUGCCCCAUUAAACCAGGAGCAAAUUUCAGCUAUGAGAUCAUGUUCUCAACAGAGGAAGGAACCCUAUGGUGGCAUGCCCACAGUGACUGGUCACCAGCCACCGUCCAUGGUCCCAUCAUUAUUCACCCCAAAAUAGGCACCAACUACCCAUUUCCAAAGCCUUAUGCAGAAUUUCCCAUUGUUCUAUCAUCUUGGUACAAGGGAGAUGUGAUGGAAAAUAUUCAAACUGCACUUGCAAAUGGAGGCGAACCUAAUAAGUCCGAUGCAUUGACCAUCAAUGGCCAACCAGGAGACCUAUACAAUUGUUCCAAACCAGAGACAUCCAAUAUAAUGGUUGAUCAUGGCAAGACCUAUCUUCUUCGCGUCAUCAAUUCGAUUAUGAACGAGGAAAUGUUCUUGAUGAUAGCUCAGCACAACUUCACAGUUGUGGGAAUGGAUGGUGCCUACAUAAAACCUAUAAAAACCAGCUACGUCAUGAUAACCCCGGGACAGACCAUGGAUGUUCUACUCACUGCAAAUCAAUCCCCAAGUCACUAUUACAUAGCAGGAAGAGCAUUUGGUGAAACUGUAUAUGAUAACACCACCACAACCGCCAUAAUUAAAUACAGUGGCAACUAUACGGUCCCAUCAACACCUUCAUUUCCAAAUCUACCUAAUUAUAGCGACGUUGACGCUGUCACAAGUUUCACGCAACGUAUUAGGGCUCUAGCCAGCAAGGAGCACCCCAUAGAUGUCCCAAAAUCAGUCCAUAAACGACUCGUUAUAACUAUUUCUAUGAAUACCAUACCAUGUGCUAACAAUUCCUGUGAUGGACCCAAUGGUUCGAGGCUUGCAUCCAGCUUGAACAACGUAAGUUUUUCGGAGCCAAAAAUGGAUAUAUUGCAAGCCUACUACAGGAAGAUUAGAGGGAUUUUCACGACGGACUUUCCGAGUGAGCCUAACGUUUUCAACUUCACGGCGGAUGAGACCCCGGAAAAUGCAUUGAUACCUGAGAGGGCAACCAAGGUGAGAGUUUUGGAAUAUAACUGGAAUGUGGAGAUAGUGUUCCAGGGGACUAAUGUGUUGAAUGCAGCUGAGAAUCAUCCAAUGCAUCUACAUGGAUAUAGCUUUUAUGUGGUGGGAAUGGGCUUUGGAAAUUUUGACAAAAACACUCACCCUAAAGGAUAUAAUUUGGUUGAUCCACCUGAAUUGAAUACAAUGGGAAUUCCCACCAAAGGAUGGGCAGCGAUCAGAUUUAAAGCUGAUAAUCCAGGGGUGUGGUUCAUGCACUGUCACUUGGAAAGACAUGCUAGCUGGGGCAUGGACACAGUUCUAAUUGUGAAGAAUGGCACCACCCAAGCAACGAGUAUCCGGAGCGCCCCUCAUCACUUGAAUCCUUGUUGA
Cornus florida is the source of this 1704-nucleotide messenger RNA. RefSeq names its product laccase-14-like. Gene Ontology annotation, biological process: lignin catabolic process. Bases 1 to 1704 code for a protein of 567 amino acids. The transcript has 6 exons. NCBI's taxonomy places the organism in Eukaryota, Viridiplantae, Streptophyta, Magnoliopsida, Cornales, Cornaceae. Gene Ontology annotation, cellular component: apoplast. Gene Ontology annotation, molecular function: copper ion binding; hydroquinone:oxygen oxidoreductase activity. The record is from RefSeq and is a predicted model, not a curated record.